GACGGCGAGGGCGGCGUCGGUGGCGGCUGUACGCUCCACGGCUCGGAGACGGUGGCGCGCCAGGAGCCCGCGCGUGGGCCCAAGCGGCUCUUGGCGCUGCGCCGCCACGUCUUCGAGGGAACCGUGGCCCUCACGGUCGACCGUGACAUUCGGAGGCCGGGCUGGCAGGGCGACGGCGGCGACGACGCUCCUCCAGCUCCCUCAGCCUCCGAGCUAGAAGCUGGGCGCCUCUGGCUCCGUGACACGUUCGGGCCUGGCUCCCCGUGGAGGGCGUGGGCCAGGCAGGAGCGGCAGCGGAGGCGCGAG
Prorocentrum cordatum is the source of this 306-nucleotide messenger RNA. Lineage: Eukaryota; Dinophyceae; Prorocentrales; Prorocentraceae. The record is from the annotation of a GenBank genome assembly.